Notodromas monacha is the source of this 1778-nucleotide messenger RNA. NCBI's taxonomy places the organism in Eukaryota, Metazoa, Arthropoda, Ostracoda, Podocopida, Cyprididae. The record is from the annotation of a GenBank genome assembly.
AUGAAUAAACAAGCAACCUACAGGGGAUUCGAACCGGGACCCCACAACUCAGUGCCCACAGCCAUAACAACUGCGCCAAACAUACAACAGCACAAUGAUAUGCCAUGGAACAUUCGGCAAUUCCACCACAACCAAUUGAGCAGCGUGAAUCUGUCGGCUGAUUUGAGCAAAGUUUUUCCAUGGAACAAUUCAAACUGGUCGCAAACUGACUUCUUCCGGCUUCGACAAGGCAAAGUUGGGGCUCAAUUUUGGGUAGCCUACGUUCCGUGCAGUACCCAGUACUACAACGCAGUGCAGAUGACGGUGGAGCAGAUUGACGUGAUCAAACGGAUGAUAGAGGCUUAUCCAGAGCAUCUUCAAUUGGCCACUUCCGUCAAGGAUAUUCGAGACGCACACAAGAAAGGAAAAAUAGCUGGUCUCAUCGGAGUGGAAGGAGGCCACUCCAUCGGGAAUUCACUGAGUGUCUUGCGAAUGAUGCAUGACCUGGGGACGAGCUACUUGACUCUGACGCACAACUGUAAUACUCCUUGGGCACAGGCGCACUUCCAUGGGCACAACACUUCUGCUAAUAGAGGCCAUAUGAUGCCGGCUGUUGGACUCACAGAGUUCGGAAAGGCUGUGAUUGAAGAGAUGAAUCGGAUCGGGAUGAUGGUCGACCUGAGCCACGCUUCGGAAGCAACGUCUCGGGCAGUGCUGAAGGUGACGAAGGCCCCGGUGAUUUUCAGCCAUUCCGCUGCUCAGGCCAUCUGCAACAUCACUCGAAAUGUUGCAGAUGACGUUCUGCUGCAAAUUGCAAGGAAUGGAGGAAUUGUGAUGGUGCCGUUUUAUCCUCAAUUUGUUUCGUGUUCGGCGGCAGGAUCAAUGUUUGAUGCAAGGAAUGGAGGAAUUGUGAUGGUGCCGUUUUAUCCUCAAUUUGUUUCGUGUUCGGCGGCAGGAUCAAUGUUUGAUGUGAUAAGAAAUAUAGAUCACAUUAGAAAUAUUGCUGGAAUCGAUCAUGUCGGGAUUGGGUCCGACUUCGAUGGGAUCGACAGUACUGUGACGGGUUUGGAGCACGUUGGAAAAUACCCCGACUUGUUGGUUGAACUGCUGAAGAACGAAAAGUGGUCAGUGAAUGACGUCAAAAAGCUCGUGGGAGGCAAUUUACUUCGCGUCUUCGAAAAAGUCCAAGAGGUCAGCAAAGAAAUUCGAAAAUCAACACGACCUCCUGCCGAGGACCUUAUCCCCCUCAAUGAACUACCUGAGAUCACCAAUUGUUCUUACAACGGAAUGUAAUAAAGUAUACUGUACAGAUAAUUCAUCGGUUAAUUCGAUCAUGUCACUGAAAACAAAUUGGUGUUCAGUUUCCAUUUUUUUAAACGCUUUUUCGUGGAUCCCGGGUUUGAAAUUUUUCGUUUUCUUUUAUUUUUCGCUACGUUUGUUUGAAAGAAAGAAGAAAAGGAAUUAAAAAUCUCUGCACGGAGUUAUUGAAGUUUGGGAAUUUUGUCAGCUUGAGGAAUGGUGUAAUCACGUUUGCUAAAAACCAGCAUCAGAUGAAAAAAAAAUUCUCCUCAGGAAUGUUUGAUUUUCUGAGAUAUUUUCGAUGCCAUUUAUUUGCCUGUAAGCAAAUGUUCAUGCCAAAAAUAAUCCUCUAUAGUCAGAAAUUCCAGCUAUAUAUAUAGGACCCAAACCAACGGUCAGUGAAACGUGAGACAUAGGCUGUAUUUUUUCUCAAGAAAGAAACAAAUGCAGAAUUCAUUCCACACUUAUGCAUCAUGUGCAUGCUAAGAGUUUUGCCCGAC